UUGCGAUGAGUGCAGUUGAUAAAUGGAGGAUUUGUGUUUGUCAAGGUAGUUUUGUUUACCCGUAAAUUUUCAUUCGGUAUUAACACACCGUGCGUUUUGUGUGUGCUAAGAAGUAGAUGAAGGUGCGUAACAGUUCCCUUCGGGUUUCGUAUUAAAUUUGAAAGGAUUUAAGAUGUCCCGCAAUCAUAAGGACAAGUAUGAAAACUCUAAUCCACGUCGCACACACACCUUCAUGUCUACAGAGGAUGCGAACUCUGGAAAGAAAUCUUAUUGGCCAGAAUUGGAGAUAACAGGCAGUAUAAGAAACCUAAGCCCAAAUUUAUGGCAGCUGACGCACUUAACAGCUCUGUAUCUGAACGAUAAUAGUUUACAAAGGAUACCAUCUGAGAUUGGACGUUUAGUCAAUCUACGUGUAUUAGAUCUCAGUAGCAACAAAUUACGCAGUUUACCAGCUGAACUGGGGGACCUCAUCUAUCUCAGAGAACUCUUGUUAAACCAAAAUUACCUCCGUGUGUUACCAUACGAACUAGGAAAAUUGUUCCAGUUACAAAUACUUGGACUCCAAGGGAAUCCUCUCAGCAAGGAAAUAAUGGCAUUGUAUGGAGAACCAUCGGGGACUCACAAGCUGCUCUCGUAUAUGCUGGACAAUUUACAAGUUACUGCAAAUCAUCCACCACAGCGACCAUGGAUACCAUUGACGAGACCGAACAGGACGAGACCAACGUGUAUAUUCACGGUAAUGUGCUACAACGUGCUGUGCGACAAAUACGCGACACGGCAAAUGUACGGUUACUGUCCGAGCUGGGCGCUCGAUUGGGAGUAUCGAAAAAAGGGUAUACUCGACGAGAUACGGCACUAUGCCGCCGAUAUCAUUAGUCUGCAGGAGGUCGAGACGGACCAAUUUUAUAAUUUCUUCCUGCCCGAGCUGAAGCACGACGGCUACGACGGGAUCUUCUCGCCGAAAUCUCGGGCAAAGACAAUGGCCGAGAACGACCGUAAAUACGUCGACGGCUGCGCGAUAUUCUAUAGGACGGCCAAAUUUACACUGAUAAAAGAGCAUUUAGUGGAAUUUAAUCAAUUGGCAAUGGCGAACGCGGAAGGUUCGGACAACAUGUUGAAUCGUGUGAUGCCAAAGGAUAACAUUGGACUGGCCGCUUUGCUCAGGACCAAGGAAGCUGCCUGGGACAAUGGACUCCCGUCCGACCCAGCACAAGUCCAACAGCCAAUUUUAGUUUGCACAGCACACAUCCAUUGGGAUCCGGAAUUUUGCGAUGUUAAAUUAAUACAAACAAUGAUGCUCAGUAAUGAAUUACGUUCCAUUUUGGACCAAGCUGGCCAGUCUUUCAGACCUGGCCACAAGCCUGACUCUUCCAAUGUUCAGCUAUUACUCUGCGGUGAUUUCAAUUCCCUACCUGAUUCUGGUGUAAUUGAAUUUCUUACAUCGGGUCGAGUAGCGGCUGAUCACCGUGACUUUAAAGACUUGGCUUAUAAAUCAUGCUUACAAAAGAUCUCUGGUUGCGAUAAACCUAAUGAAUUCACGCAUUCUUUUAAACUAGCAUCCGCCUAUAGUGAAGAUAUCAUGCCCUACACUAAUUAUACAUUCGAAUUCAAAGGUAUAAUAGAUUACAUUUUCUACUCGAAACAAAGUAUGGUACCGCUAGGACUUUUGGGUCCUCUGAGCGCGGAAUGGUUCAAAGAACACAAAGUGGUCGGUUGUCCACACCCCCACGUACCAUCUGAUCACUUUCCCCUACUAGUGGAGUUGGAAAUGACUCCGACAGUAGGAACAAGCAAUGGACUGAUUACACGCAGGUAGCAGCCGCUGCGGUCUAGGCCCAAGUAACUAUAAGGGAAUAAAAUAAUAAAAGAUGUUAAUAACAAGGAAAAAAUCCCCAUCACAUUUUCUCUUAAUUCUGGCUCUAGCAAUAUCACUCGCAGUCGACGGUUUAAUUCAAUAGCGAACGUUACAAAAUGCUCCAUAUUGCCGCACAUUUCAACAAGUUAUUAUCGAAUAUAUCGAUGAAUUAAUUCUAAUAUGACCAGGUGAAGGGAGGUGUGUUGUAAUGCGUUUAGCCCAUGUAUAGUGUAUUGCAUUUUUAAGAGCUAACGUUUCCCCCCGCCCCCGCCCCCGUAUUUAAGAGUAUUUUAAUCUUUACUACCAUCGUAACAUGUAGAUACACCUAUUUUCCUACAAAACGAGAGAAAAAAAAAACGACGAUAUUCCGAUCAAGCCUCUGUGAUAUUCACAUAAAACUAAUUGGAACAAUUUCACAUAUUUAUUAACAAAUUAGCGUCUACUAGAAGGAAUCCCUAUUCUCCCCCGCCCCCCACCCCCACCUCUCUAAUCUCUUCCUAAAUGUCAUUACAACAUUCUCCAAACCAACACUUUUUGAUAAGAAUGCUGCCAUCCAAUGAGAAAUUGUAUUUUUAAAACGAGACGAGAACGAAAAAAGAAAAAAAAAUGAUACGAGAACAUACACAACACUAUACUGGGCUGUGCAAAGUGAUUGGAGUUGACUUGACAAUUUUAAUGCAAGUACAAAUCUGUUCUUAUUGGCCACGUAUGAUAAUGUUAUAUAAGAGUAAUAGAUGAUAUUGUAGCAAGUGUAUUUCUAAGUAUGAAUAAUGUAAUGUUCACGAUUCACACAGUAUACUGAGAGAUCGAUUCAGACAUCACUCAUUAGAUGUUCAGUUCCAGUUAUUAUCAUGAAUAACGAAUUGCUAAUUGGCUACUUGUUAAUUCAGUUGCACGUUCGAUCCAAAUUGUACAGCAGAGCUCGCAUCUUUUAAUCAUCUUGGGUAAUUUCCUCUUUAAACCAUGUAUAGAACGAUAUCGUUACUUUCCACGUAGGAGUUACUUUGUUCCCGAACAUUAUUCAUCAACAUAUCAACAGUUUGUAAAUUUUAACUGGCACGACUUGUGUCCGGAGCAAUACAAUAUCACUCGCGAUCGACGUAACGUUUUACUGUAUUAUAAUAAAUUUUAUCGUUCCGCUUUAUACGAAAAACGAUACCUUUCUAGAUAUUUUAUUGAAAUAUUUUAUUAGAUCUCUGAUGAUGAUGGAAUAUACUAGCCGCUAAUUUCGUGUGUAUAUUAUUUAUCAUGUAAUACUUUUUUUAUUUUUUCCUUUUUUUCUACUACAAGCGAUUUACUUUUAUUUUUUAUUCCGUUCCGAUAAAAGCACGUAUACGAUUUGACAAAUGGCAAAAGAUCGUAUACCUAAAUACCUGUUUGUAUUUAUAACGACUAGUGUUCCUAAAUAUCUUUCAAAACGGCACUAUCGGCGCACCGCGAAUAGUUUUCAUUGUAUAUAAUGAAUGUGAUAUACGUAUACAUAUAACUGACGAACCCGGCUCGUAUGCAGAUUCGACGACAAAAGAAACGAAACAACUGAAUUACACAAGUAGUAUGCAAUUAGUUUAUCAAAGACAUGUGUGUAGUAAAUGUUGUAUAAAGUA
Molecule: messenger RNA, 3459 nt
Organism: Ceratina calcarata
Lineage: Eukaryota; Metazoa; Arthropoda; Insecta; Hymenoptera; Apidae
Product: CCR4-NOT transcription complex subunit 6-like twin
Exons: 10
Coding region: 173-1816 (547 amino acids)
Molecular function (GO): protein binding; 3'-5'-RNA exonuclease activity
Source: RefSeq, a predicted model, not a curated record